Messenger RNA from Suillus discolor, 342 nucleotides. RefSeq lists its product as uncharacterized. The transcript is spliced from 2 exons. The record is from RefSeq and is a predicted model, not a curated record. The coding region runs from base 1 to 342 and encodes 113 amino acids. NCBI's taxonomy places the organism in Eukaryota, Fungi, Basidiomycota, Agaricomycetes, Boletales, Suillaceae. Gene Ontology annotation, biological process: DNA-templated transcription. Gene Ontology annotation, molecular function: DNA binding; DNA-directed RNA polymerase activity.
AUGACCAAGAUGGUCUGUGAGACUGACGAGCCCAAGGAAGAUGGUGCUGAAGGAGAUGCGGAUGAGCCCAAGAAAGGUCAUGGUGGAUGUGGUCAUGUACAACUGGCCAUUAGGAAAGAAGGACUGAAGCUUUUCGUCCAAUACAAGAGACCCAAAGAUGAGGGUGAGGAUAGGUUUAUACGAAUGUUCAAGAAGAUGUCAGACUCCGACCUUCAUCUAAUAGGUCUUUCAGAUGAGUAUGCUCAUCCUGAGUGGAUGAUUCUCACCAUUAUGCCUGUCCCGCCUCCACCUGUCCGUCCCAGUAUAGCAGUUGAUGCCAGAUGGUGGUGCUAUGCAGAGUGA